Messenger RNA from Lucilia cuprina (Australian sheep blowfly), 1880 nucleotides. RefSeq names its product asparagine--tRNA ligase, cytoplasmic (gene AsnRS). Gene Ontology annotation, biological process: asparaginyl-tRNA aminoacylation. Gene Ontology annotation, molecular function: asparagine-tRNA ligase activity; ATP binding; nucleic acid binding. NCBI's taxonomy places the organism in Eukaryota, Metazoa, Arthropoda, Insecta, Diptera, Calliphoridae. Gene Ontology annotation, cellular component: cytoplasm. The record is from RefSeq and is a predicted model, not a curated record. The transcript has 5 exons. Bases 156 to 1832 code for a protein of 558 amino acids.
CGUUGUAAAAUUUAUUGCGGCACAAGUCUUUGCUUUGCAACUGCUCUUAAUUUUUCUAGUGAAACGUGAGAAUCUGAUGCAAUUUUAGCAAAAAUAAAAAUUAUAAAUUAAUAAAUAAAUAGCUAUAAAAUCACCAAAAAAUCUUUAACACAAAAAUGCCAGCUGACGAGAUGGCCAACUUAACGUUGGGAGCUAUAUAUACUUCCGAAAAGACUGGCAGCGAUGAAAAUGGUGAUGGUUCCGAAUUGAAGCCAUACAAAACCAUUUUGCAAGCCAUGAGACAUGCUGGCAAGGAACCUUUCCCUGUCAUCUAUGUCGAUAGCAAAGACCCUGAAGCGGCUGAAAAAUAUGAAGCAGCUGCCAAGUCUCAAUUGAAGAAAAUCCAAAAGAUUUGGGUACGUGAAAGUUUUAAAAAUGCCGAUAAGGAAAAACGUGAGGCUGAAGACGCUGAGAAGCGUAAACAAAAUUUGGAUGAAGCCAAAAAGAUUGUCAUCUCUGAAGAUCCCAGCUGGCCGGCAGCUGAAAAGAUACGCAUCUUUGAAGGUGCAGAAAACCGUGAAAAACGUGUAAAGAUCUUUGGUUGGGUUCAUCGUUUGAGGCGUCAAGGCAAAGGUUUAAUUUUCAUUACAUUGCGUGACGGUACUGGUUUCUUGCAGUGUGUAUUGCAUGAUCGUUUGUGUCAAACUUAUGAUGCUUUAACCCUGUCUACUGAGAGUUCAGUACAAUUGUUUGGUACUCUUAAACCUGUGCCAGAGGGUAAAUCGGCUCCGGGUGGUCAUGAAUUGCAUGUUGAUUAUUGGAAAUUAAUUGGAUUGGCUCCUGCCGGCGGUGCCGAAAGUAUUCUCAACGAAGAGGCUCAUUCCGAUGUUCAACUCGAUAAUCGUCAUAUUAUGAUUAGAGGUGAAAACACUUCGAAGAUAUUAAAAAUGCGUUCGGUUGUAAUGCAAGCAUUCCGUGCCCAUUACUUUGAUCGUGGUUAUUGUGAAGUUACCCCUCCAACAUUGGUACAAACUCAAGUUGAAGGUGGUUCUACACUUUUCAAAUUACAAUAUUUCAGUGAAGAGGCCUAUCUUACACAAAGUUCUCAAUUAUAUUUGGAAACAUGUUUACCAGCGUUAGGUGAUGUUUUCUGUAUUGCACAAAGUUAUCGUGCCGAACAGAGUCGUACUAGACGUCAUUUGGCUGAAUAUACACACAUUGAAGCUGAAUGUCCCUUUAUCACUUUCGAUGAUUUAUUAAAUCGUUUGGAAGAUCUUGUCUGCGAUGUUGUUGAUCGUGUUUUAAAAUCUCCUUGGGGUCAUUUGGUUCAUGAAUUGAAUCCUGAUUUUAAGGCACCCAAAAAACCAUUCAAACGUAUGAACUAUGCCGAUGCUAUUAAGUGGUUAAAGGAAAACAAUGUUACCAAAGAUGAUGGUACAUUCUAUGAAUUCGGUGAAGAUAUACCAGAGGCUCCGGAACGUAAGAUGACAGACACCAUUAAUGAACCCAUUAUGUUGUGCCGUUUCCCCAAAAACAUUAAAUCUUUCUAUAUGUCUGCUUGCCCUGAGGAUCGUGAGCUUACCGAGAGUGUUGAUGUUUUGUUGCCAAAUGUUGGCGAAAUUGUAGGCGGCUCCAUGAGGAUUUACGAUAAUGAGGAAUUACUUAAGGGUUAUGAACGUGAGGGUAUUGAUCCCAAGCCCUACUAUUGGUAUACCGAUCAACGUAUCUAUGGUGCCCAGCCUCAUGGUGGUUAUGGUUUGGGUUUGGAACGUUUGCUCUGUUGGUUACUUAACCGUUAUCAUAUUCGUGAGGUAUGUUUGUAUCCACGUUUCUUGGACAGAUGCAAACCUUAAGCAGUUUACAACAUAAAAGGGAUUUUAAUUUAAAUAAAAAAAUAAUAA